This is a messenger RNA of Coniosporium apollinis CBS 100218, 1239 nucleotides long. RefSeq lists its product as uncharacterized. Gene Ontology annotation, cellular component: late endosome; cytoplasm. The transcript has 6 exons. The record is from RefSeq and is a predicted model, not a curated record. Gene Ontology annotation, biological process: retrograde transport, endosome to Golgi. Gene Ontology annotation, molecular function: oxidoreductase activity. NCBI's taxonomy places the organism in Eukaryota, Fungi, Ascomycota, Dothideomycetes. The coding region runs from base 1 to 1239 and encodes 412 amino acids.
AUGUCUAAUAACAACACCGUUGUUCUCGGCGCCGGCAUCAUCGGAUGCUCGACCGCAUACUACCUCUCCGAGUCCCCGCGCACGCAGGCGCAAAGCAUCCACCUAGUCGAAGCCUCCCCUGAGCUCUUCCAUUGCGCUUCCGGCCUUGCUGGCGGCUUUUUGGCAGCCGACUGGUUUGCGCCGUCCGUGGCCUCGCUCGGCCUUCUAUCCUUCAACCUCCACAAAGAGCUUGCGGAGAAGCAUAACGGCAAGGAGAAAUGGGGAUACAGCCGGAGCACGGGCACAUCACUCAGCCAGGAUAACGACACUGUAGGCGGUAGCGGAGAAGACUGGUUGAGUAAUGGUGCGAGCCGUGCAGAAGCGGCCGGAAUCCAUCAGUUUGAGGGAGGGGAGGGUCCGGCGUGGUUGACGCGGAAGAAAGGCGAGAGUCUGGAGGUUAUCAGCCGGGAUGAGACUGUUGCGCAGGUCGAUCCGAAACGGUUGAGUCAAUUCCUGUUGGAUCAGUGUCUCGAGCGGGGAGUGCAACUGCAUCACCCAGCUAAGGCUAUAUCGGUAUCCAAGGAUAUCAGAGAUCAACUGGCCAGCGUGAGAAUAGCGGCAGCCGACGGCACAGAGACAGACAUUCCAUGUACUCGCUUGGUCCUUACAGCGGGCUGCUGGACACCAAGAGUCUUCUCGACGCUCUUCCCGAGCGCGAAGACACGAAUACCAGUCACACAGCUAGCCGGCCACUCGCUGCUGCUCAAGUCGCCGCGGUGGAGCGCGGAGCAUGAGGAGAAGGGCUGCCACGCGGUCUUCGCUUCAGACAAUUUAGGCUUCUCGCCAGAGCUCUUCAGCAGAAUAGGCGGCGAGAUCUACAUCUCGGGCUUGAAUAGCACAGCAAUACCACUGCCUGAAGUCAGCACCGAUGCAAAGAUUAGCGACGAAGCCGUGCAGCAGCUGAAGCAAGUGGCGAAUCGAAUGCUGGGCCUCCCAGGCCAAGAAGACCUUGAGGUUUUGCGAGAAGGUCUCUGCUUCCGGCCCGUCACCAACAGUGGCCGGCCUAUCAUCUCCAGAAUACCGGACAACAAGCUCGGUGGUGGCUUCUCUACGCGAGGCGGAGGCGAGGGCGGCGUCUUUGUGGCAGCUGGUCAUGGUGCAUGGGGAAUCUCGCAGUCUCUGGCAACAGGCAAGGUUAUGAGCGAGCUGGUACAGGGAUUGCCGACAUCUGCUAAUAUCAAAGCGCUGGCGUUGCCUUAG